AUGUCCCCCGAGUACGCCAUGGACGGGACCUUCUCGGUUAAGUCCGACGUCUUCAGCUUCGGGGUCCUCAUUCUCGAGAUCAUCAGCGGCAGGAAAAACAAGGGCAUCGUAUACUCGGAUCCCAAUCUCAACCUUUUGGGCUAUGUAAGUAUAGAUCAUGCGAAUGACCGAGCUAGAGAGACAGUGAGAGACAAAGGAAAUCUAUCCAACAGGCAUGGAGGAGCUUGACGAUAAAUUUUGAUCCCACCAUGGGUGAGUGUUCUUCACAGGCAUGGAGUCUGUGGGAGGAAGGCAAAGGGCUGGAGCUGGUGGACUCCUCGCUGGGGUACCCCAUUUCCAUGGCGGAGGUUCUCAGGUGCAUAGAGAUCGCCCUCCUCUGCGUGCAGGACCGGCCAGAGGACCGGCCGGAGAUGGCGGCGGUGGUCCUCAUGCUCGGCGGUGACAGGGCGCCGUCACCGCACCCCAAGCAACCAGAGUUCGUAUCGGCGAGGGAGCGCUCCGAGGACUCCUCGUCGAGCAAGGGGCCCACCUGCACCGUCAACGACGUCACCCUCUCCGCCGUGCACGGCCGCUGA
This is a messenger RNA of Spirodela intermedia, 575 nucleotides long. NCBI's taxonomy places the organism in Eukaryota, Viridiplantae, Streptophyta, Magnoliopsida, Alismatales, Araceae. The record is from the annotation of a GenBank genome assembly.